UCGUUACAUUUGAAACGGGUGGCGGGGAACUGCUGUGGGGCCGCCGCCGUCUCGGUCUGCGGAGCGGAAGCGCGCGUUGGCGUCCGUGGGCCUGGCUAUGGCACGACAGCUGGCCCGGGAGCAGGGUAUCACCCUGCGCGGGAGCGCUGAAAUUGUGGCCGAGUUCUUCUCAUUUGGCAUCAACAGCAUUUUGUAUCAGCGUGGCAUAUAUCCAUCUGAAACCUUUACUCGAGUGCAGAAAUAUGGACUCACCUUGCUUGUAACUACUGAUCCUGAGCUUAUCAAAUACCUAAAUAAUGUGGUCGAACAACUAAAAGAUUGGUUAUACAAGUGUUCAGUUCAGAAACUGGUGGUAGUCAUCUCAAAUAUUGAAAGUGGUGAGGUCCUUGAAAGGUGGCAGUUUGAUAUCGAAUGUGACAAGACUGCAAAAGAUGACAGUGCUCCCAGAGAAAAGUCUCAGAAAGUUAUCCAGGAUGAAAUUCGUUCAGUGAUCAGACAAAUCACAGCUACAGUGACAUUUCUGCCACUGUUGGAAGUUUCAUGUUCAUUUGAUCUACUGAUUUAUACAGACAAAGAUUUGGUUGUUCCUGAAAAAUGGGAAGAAUCUGGACCACAGUUUAUUACCAAUUCUGAGGAAGUCCGUCUCCGUUCAUUUACUACAACUAUCCACAAAGUAAAUAGUAUGGUGGCCUACAAAAUUCCUGUCAAUGACUGAUGAAGACAUUGGGAAAAUAAUGUAAUUCUCAAAUGUGGUUUUUCCUGAAGUCAACAGUAGUUGAUACGUUUUAUUUCAUUGGUUAAAUCUUAGAUCCAGAAAACCAACAUUAUACUUUAAUGAACUGUACAUAAUUGUUCCAUUUUUGGGGUAUCUGACUUAUCAUAGAGUUAACAUUAAUUGCACAUCAUGCAAAAGGAAACAGCAGAUUUCAUCAGCAUUGUAAUGCCUGCUCUUUCAAGGUAGUAACUGUAGAUAGAAAAACCUUUGUUAUGAAGCUAAAUACUUAACCGAAUCAGACAUUUUGGUUAAGUAGCUUGACUCAGAAUAUAGAUAGGGAGAUACACAUAAACAUAAAAUACAGGAGAAGUCUGAAUAUUCAGAUUCUUUGUUUAGAUCCUGAAAGUAACUAGUAAUCCCAGAGUAAAGAAAAUGUUGCUUUAUUGGAUCCUUUUGUCAUUAUUUCACUGUAUAGUUCUGUAUUGAAAAAGAUUUCUAAUUAUUUUAAUUUAUGUAAGUUGAGCCCAGCCCAUGAAGCAAUGAAUAUUUCUACUGUUUAAUUUCCUGUGAUACAAAACUUUUGAAUUUUUUUUAUGUUUUAUAAAAUCAAGCCAAAAAUGACAAUGAUGAAAUAAAGUUAAAUUUGUAUGUUUUACAUUUGUCUUAAAAUAGUUUGAUAUAAGUAUGUUAAUGCAACUUAAUGGUCGUUGGAAUGAAUUUAAUACUCCUAUAACAAAUGGUUUCUUGUGCCUACUAGAUUGUAGGGCCUAAGAUUUCUCAAGUUGAUUAAGUCUUUGAAUCUAAUGGAUAAGCUUUGAUUAUACCCAGACCUCUUUCCUCUAACAGUAGACCUUAAAAUAAGUUUCAUUAUAAUAGGGCAGAUGUCAUUUGCAAUCAAUUUAGUUAAGCAUGUGUUAGAUUGUAGUGCUUUUCCACCAUCUUUGCUUUUUUGGCAGCAUAAUCUUCUUUAUGCACUUAAAACCAUGCUUAUUAUUUGCCUUCAUUGGUAAUGUCAUUAGGGAUAUUCUUUCUAUCUAGUUGACAACUUUUUCCAAGUUUAAGGCAAACUUCUAAAAUUCCUUUUCUAAUUUGUAUUCUAAAAUCUCGUAGUUAUUCAAAUUAUUUCAUGCUUGGUGGUAGACAGUGUUCUAAGAUCUUUGUGUUAACUCAUUUAACUAUCACUUAUUAAAUAUGUAUACAUAGUCUGAAUCCAUUCAUUCAAAAAUUACUUAUUGUACAUCUAUUAAUAUGCAGAACACUGCGUGCCAAAUGCCAGGAUGACGAAAGUCCUGGCAUCUCUAAAAUUUGAGAUCUUAAAAGAUACAGGAAAAUGUAUGAGAAAAGAUCAUGAAGUAAUCAAACAGCUUCAUUAAUUUUGUAGUUUUUUGUUAUCUCACUUAGAUGAAACGUCUCUUACCCAUUUGUGUACUUGUUAACAAUAAAGGGCAAUGUCUGUUCUUUCAUCUCAGUGCUGGACAACUAGGUGCCAAUAUUUGAUGAUGGGUAUAGUAAAUGCAGUUAUGGUUGGAACCCCCAUUUUAUACGAGUUGUUAAAGCCUCUUUAAUGAGGUCCAGGAGGCUAGAAAGGGUCACCUAGAAGUGUUUUUUCCUGAAUAAGAAAAAUAGUUAUGCAUGAAUGGAAGUGAUGUUUAAUUAGAGACACUUUAAAGUCUAGGUUUCUAAACAAAAUUUGAAUUUAGGACUGUUUGUAACUUCUAGCAUUUGAAAUAUUAUUUGAGAAGGAAAACAGAAAUAGAGCCUUUGUAAAAAAAAUAUGUAGAUGAAAAUUCUGGUCCUGUUUUUAGAAAAUAUAUUUGAAAAUAUAGAGAGUAUUACUGCUUCAAAAACCAUUAAAUACCCCUUUAUUGAAUAAUGACAAUAAAAUGUGAUUCCUUCCCCACAACACCAGUAGAAACAUUGUCACACAUUACUGAUAGCACUGAAAUACUGGUUCUGCCUUUAUUUGGCAAACUGACCAUAAUCCUAAUACUUUUGUCAUUGUAGUACAAAGUUUAGGAGUUAACAUUCAUUCAGUGGUAGGAGCUGCCUCCAGCUCACUUCAUAGUACUGCUUCUUGAAGAGCUGGGCUUCCCCUUUGAAAACAGCUAAAUUUGGCUACUGAAUUGCUAGCAGAGGGAAUCAAAGGAAAGGCUGAAAUCAGAGACUGGUGGCCUCUAGGUCCAGCCUGGACUCUGACUCAGUUUUGCUUACCAUAGGUAGAGGAAUGAAACCUUACUCCAGUUGUGCCCAUCAAGUUAUGAAGUAAAGUCCAGAAGGGACUAACCCACAACUGGUCUUCAGGAUUCUCCCUGUGUCAUCAGAGAAGUCGACCUCCGUGGGAAUGCUAAAGCAGAGGUACAACAAUAACCUGUGUAAGUUGACAUGCUGUGUCAAACUAUAUCUUAGAGUUAAGAAAUGAACAGUAAGCAUUUUUUUUUUUUUUCAUGCAAGUCUGCAGGUCAGCUAGGGUGGUUCUGUUCCACAGGUUUCAUUCUACCAUUGGAGUGUCGGUGGCUAUCCAGUCUCCCCUCUCCCCCAAUCUACUUGAAAGAGCAACAGAGAGAAAAGACACACACCUGGCUUUUUCAUCUGUGCUUCACUCCCCAAAUGCCUGCAACAGCCAAAGCUGGACCAGGCCAAAGCGAGGAACUCCACCCAGAUCUCUCACGUGGGUGGCAGGGAUCCAAGCACUGGAGUCAUUGUCCGCUGCCUCCCAGGAUCUAUUAGGAGGAAGCUAGAUAGGAAACAAAGGUGGGAUUUGAACUGGCACUCUGGUAUGGUGGAUGCAGGUAUGGUGGACAGCAGCUUAAUCUGCUGUGUCGUAAUGUACUCAUCUAUAUAGGAAUCUUAAGGCUUGGCUUUAAAAUUUGCACACUGCCAUUUCUCCUGACUAUCCAGUGGUCAAAAAAAGUUAUAACCAAGCCAAACUUCUAUGGGAUAAGGGAGUCCAGUUAUCCCGACUACCUUUCAGGGUUCUGGUUUCAAGAUACCAAAAGUCACAGAUGCUCAAUUCCCUUUAUAAAAUGAUGCCGUAUUUGCAUUUAACUUACUUGUAUCCUUGUGUAUACUUUACAUCAUUUCUGGGUUACCUGUAACCCCUGAUACAGUGUAAUACAAGUUAUUACACUGUGUUAUAUAGGGAAUAAUGACAAGGGAAAAAGCCUCUAGAUGCUCAGUAUGUAUAAAAUUCUUUGUUUCAAAUAUUUUUGAUCUGCCACUGGUUGAAUCCAGGGAUGCAGAAUCGCAGAUAGGGUGACUUUGUACUCUGCCUGUUGAGACUAGAGGAGAGGCAUGUGGAUAUUUAAUGAAAGUAAUUUAAUGCACCAGGGGUUGGCAAACUUUAUAAAUGUUCGAGAAAUAAAUAGUUGCUUUGCAAGCAUGCACCCAUAUGGGAUACCAGCGCUGCAGGUGGAGGAUUAACCAAGUGAGCCAUGGUGCAGGCCCCUAUCCUCACUUUUUUUUUUUUGACAGGCGGAGUUAGACCGAAAGGUCUUCCUUUUUCCAUUGGUUCAUCUCCCAGGCCACAGCAGAGAGCUGGACUGGAAGAGGAGCAACCGGGACAUAAUCCGGUGCCCCAACUGGGACCAGAAUCCGGGGUGCCGUCACUGCAGGCAGAGGAUUAGCCUAGUGAGCUGUGGCUCCUCACAUUUUAUAACUUGUUUUCUUUUGGUUACUUAAUAUGUAAAUUUUUUCUUAAGUUUAUUACACAUGAAAGAUCAGAGCCAUUCCAUGAUGCUACAUUGUAACUUUUCCAUUUCCCACCAGAUGUCACUAAUGCUAUAAUGUUCAAAUUAAAAUGAAUUUCUUAAGACUUUGAGAACUAUAAAAUUCAGGGUUUUUUUUUAUUGGAAGUUAACAUGGAGAUUUCUGGGUACAAAAACAUUAAUAUAUAAAUUCAUCACAGCAGUGGUUGUUCACUAAGUAUUUUACAUGAAUUAUUUAAUCUCAUGCUUAAAUGAGGGAGUAGAAUUAUGAAUUCAGUGGACAUUUGAAUUGUGCUGUAUUGUUUGAUGUUUAGAUGAUCUCUUUCUUCUGUCACUAGUCAAGAAAGCUUAUCUGAUUCCCCAACAAGCACAUAAAAUGAGUGUUUCCACCCUUUUCUUGUUACCUUUGGCAUCCUUUUAACAAUUGAGUGUCCUGGUUUUUCCAUCAAUGUGCUUGCAAAACUUGACCAUAUCUUAUUGGUUUACUUGUAUUUACAUUUUUCUCAGUUAAACCAUUGUCAGAUGACUUUGAUCAAUAAAAGAAAUCACAAGAUGAAGGAUUUUAUUCUAU
Lepus europaeus (European hare) is the source of this 4990-nucleotide messenger RNA. RefSeq names its product mitotic arrest deficient 2 like 1 (gene MAD2L1). NCBI's taxonomy places the organism in Eukaryota, Metazoa, Chordata, Mammalia, Lagomorpha, Leporidae. The record is from RefSeq and is a predicted model, not a curated record. The transcript is spliced from 5 exons. Gene Ontology annotation, cellular component: nucleoplasm; kinetochore; cytoplasm. Gene Ontology annotation, biological process: mitotic spindle assembly checkpoint signaling. Bases 98 to 715 code for a protein of 205 amino acids.